Messenger RNA from Apus apus (common swift), 4769 nucleotides. RefSeq names its product GDNF family receptor alpha 3 (gene GFRA3). NCBI's taxonomy places the organism in Eukaryota, Metazoa, Chordata, Aves, Apodiformes, Apodidae. The record is from RefSeq and is a predicted model, not a curated record. The transcript is spliced from 8 exons. Gene Ontology annotation, molecular function: signaling receptor activity. The coding region runs from base 16 to 1284 and encodes 422 amino acids. Gene Ontology annotation, cellular component: external side of plasma membrane; signaling receptor complex. Gene Ontology annotation, biological process: nervous system development.
GCCACGGGCUCCAGCAUGGGGGCCGCCCUGCUCCUGGCGCUGCUGCUCUCCCGAGCCGGAGACCUGCUGGCUCUGCCAAGGAGCGACUGCCUCGCAGCUGAGCAGCUCUGCCUCUCGGACUCCACCUGCAAUGCCACCUACAGGAUCCUGGAAACCUGCGCCCUGGCUAAGACUCGCUUGCACGCCCUGGACCGCGACAGCCGGGUGAGGUGUGUGAAGGCAGAGCUGGAGCUCGGGAGCAGCUCCCUGCUGCGCUGCAGGUGCCACCGGCGCAUGAGGCGGCAGGAGCGCUGCUUGCGUGUCUUCUGGACUGUUCACUCCAGCAUGACGGAUGGUUAUUUCAAUUUGGAGACCUCUCCCUAUGAGAAUCCAGCAAAUGAAGAACACUGGAAGACAGAUUAUAAUAAACUGGCAGCUCUAGUAUCAGGCUCAGAGAUAGCAGGAGAUGCAACAAAUCCAUGCCUGAAAGCAACUCACGUCUGUAAUCUGAGCAAGAAGUGCGUUCGCCUGCGCACAGACUACGCCUCCAUCUGCACGAAGGGGGCAGGCAGCGAGGACACGUGUGACCGCCGCAAGUGCCACCGAGGGCUAAGGAAUUUCUUUGAGAAAGUCCCUGAGGAUUUCACCAAGAGGAUCCUGUUCUGCCCAUGUCAAGAUGAACUUUGUGGAGAACGACGCCGGAAAACUAUUGUUCCUGAUUGUUCCUUCCAGUAUAACACCAAACCCAACUGCCUCUGGCUUCUGGACUCCUGCUUAGAAGACCAUAUCUGCAAAUCCCGACUGGCUGACUUUCAACAAAACUGUCAACCUGCAGACACGUCUCCAGAUGGUUGCUCUCAGCACAACCAUGCUGCAUGCCUGCAGGCUUACAUGGGGAUGAUUGGCACACCUAUGACACCCAACUAUGUCAGCAACUCCAGUGUGGAGGUUUCCCUGUGGUGCACGUGUGAGAGCAGCGGCAACCAGAAGGAGAAGUGUGACCAGAUACUCAGCAUGUUUGAGAGCAACAAAUGCCUUGAAAAUACCAUUUGGUCUCAAAUGCACCUGAAGCAGGCAGCUCUAGAACAACAGGAAGACUUAUUUUAUUCAUCUUCCCUAAGCUUCCAAGGAGACAGUGCCAGCACAUCUCUUGCUUCAGACAUGUCCCAGGUGGCUGAAGGGAAGACACAGCAAGACAUCUCUGAACACAGCAGUAUGCCUAUGGCCUCCUCUGUGUAUUCUGGAGCUGCUGUUUCUUGGCCAUCUCUAGCUCUGUUCCUGCCCCUGUUGCUGAGCCCCCUGUAACUUGGCAUAAAUGGCAUCUUUCCUUCCCAUAGUCUUAAUCUUAUUUCAUAUGCAGGCACCUCCCACUACUGAUCUACCUUUUGGAAAUAGAAAGCUUUCAGAAAAGAGGAAUGGAACAGCCUAAUACAGUCACUAAAAGCCUCCCCACAACCUGCACCCCGCUUCUCCCCAGUCAGUUUGCACUGAGCUCUGCAGAUGUGGGGCCCACCAUUGCUUCUGCCAUGUUAGCAUUCUGAGUGACAGCCAGGCUAGUGUUCCAGUGCAGUAUUUUAAAACAAAGGUCCAAGUUCUGUCAGAAUUUGUGCAGGUUUGGCUUCAGACUGCAGGGAGGGACUUGACGCAGUGUAUCCUGCCACCCCAUCUUCUGGAGCUCUUCCUCAGGCAUACAAUCCCAGAAUGGUUUGGGUUGGAAAGGACCUUUAAAGAUCAUCUAGUCCAAACCCCCUGCCAUGGGCAGCGACAUCUCUUACUAGACCAGGUUGCUCCAAGCACCACCCAACCUGACUUUGAACUCUCCAAGGGAUGGGGCAGUCACAGCUUCUCUUUGCAACCUGGGCCAGGGUCUCGCACUCUCAUAGUAAAGAAUAUCUUCCUCAUGUCCAAUCUAAAUCAGUUUAAAACAACUGCCUCUUGUCCUGUCACUACAGGUCCUGGCAAAAAGUCCCUGUCUUUCUUGUGAUCCCCCUUCAUGUAUUGAAAGGCCACAACAAGAUCUCCCCAGAGCCUUCUCUCCUCAGGCCAAACCCUGACAACUGCCUCAGCCUUUCGGCACAGGAGAGGUUCUCCAGCCCUCUCAUCACCUUUGCGGCCUCCUCUGCCCCUGCCCACACAGGUUCAUGUCUGCCUGGUGCUCGGCUGGACACAGGACCCCAGGGAGGGCAGAGCAGAGGGGCAGAAUUGCCUCUCAGCCCGCUGGCCACGAUGCUUUUGAUGCAGCCCGGGAUGCAAUUCUGCCUUAUGGGCUGCAGGCCCACAUUGCUGCCUCGCCUCUGAAUUUUCAUCUACCAGGAUCCUCAGAUCCUUUUCUGCAGUGCUGCUCCAACUCCACGCACGCCCCAGUGUAUUCUGAAGUUAGGGAUUGUCCCAGCCAGGUGCAGGACCUUGCCCUUGGCCUUGUUGAACUUCAUGAGGCUCCUGUGGGUCCGUUGCUCAAGCCUGUCCAGGCGCAGGGAACAGCAAACCAUCCUGAAGAGUCUGGGCUCCAGGGUGGGUUGCAAGUAGAUCUCAAUAAACAUACACAUAAAGUCCUGGUAGGCACCAGUUCUGAAUUACAUUCAGUUCCCUUUUCAAAUCCAUUAAGUGCAUGAAAAAUACCAUCCCGGGUCAAGGACACUACAGAUCAUAUACUUGCUCCUUUCUGGUUUGCCUCUUGCAACAUAUACAUAUAUUAUCCAUUGUCACAGCUAGCAACAGAUUUGGGUUUUGUGGGUUAAGAUGAAUUUCUGUACUCAACUCCAAUAAGUUUAGUCUUGUCUAACAAAGGAUGACCUUGCCUGGCCUUAGGACCAACCUUCUCAGUCAUGCUGAGAGAAUAAUUCAAUAUAUAUCGAAACUGUACUGACCGCAAAACCCCUGGAACAUUCAGUUGCAAAAAUCUUUGGGAGCUGCAACUACCUUGUACCUCUCUACAUUCUGAAGUCAUCACUGUCCCCUUUGCACUGCCUGCCUGAUCUUCUCCUCCUCUGCCAAGCUGCAUUUCAUGACCUGUUUAUUCUGACUAUAAAUGUGUGCACUGUGUAACUGCGGUUAUUUUGUACUGCAUUUGCCUGUUAAAAUGUGGUGUUAAGUGUAUAUUAAGUAUAUAUUGAUUUCUGAGCAUAGGUUAAUAGUCCACAAUCAAUUGUGUGCAAGAGUUGCCUCACCAGCCAGCCUGUGCUUUCAGGAUAGCUGGAACCUCAGCUCAAGGCAGCUCCUCCAUGCACACCUGCAGUGCUCCUUGCUCACCCUGUGAGGCACAGGAGACCUGAACAUUACACACCACCAAACUGCCACAGUCCUGACAGAUGCAGAACGGGUGGGUAUUUCUUUUUACCCUGUGCUUGAUCUGUUGCCAGGGAAGCAUCAGCUAGGUAACAAGCCAUGGUUCCCAGUCACUGUCAGACACCUUCUCGUUACAGAAUCUGUAAUAGAUUAGUAAUUGUCAGAGUAAUUGUCUUUCUGCAGUGGUUAUACUUCCAUUUCAAAUUCCAGCCUUCUCUCUACUUCCUGGGCAGGUAGAGCAAGGAAAUAACUGUGUGGAGCUGAACCAUCUCCUCUGUUGCACAGAGAAGCAACAUCCUAUUUCCAUCCAGUAGGAGCAAAUAUCUUGUCUUCUUAAUAAAGAGGAGUAUGAAUGCUGGUAUUUCUGAUUACCUAUUGAAAUAAGGCUAUUUGGAUCCAGAGGCAGCACUGUUUCCACAUGUUUGCAACCAUUCUUUCAUGAAAACAGAGUCCACGUUACCAUAUUCUAAUAUCUACAUUAGACCAUCCUCCAUGGUCAAGACUCUCAACUAGUGUAAUAGCAUCUGUCAUCUCCAGAAUUUAGUGGAGAAUGACAGGGAAGAAAAGGUUGUUCUUUCCAAUAUUCCACAGAUCAGUGAGGGUAUUUGUGAGAAUAAUGGAGCAGAUUUCCCUGAGCUGUCUGUAACAUACCUACAGUGUACUGUAUUCAUCUUCCACUUAUCUCCACUGUCAUCUUUCCUCACUUUAAUGCUCUAAGACAGGUUAAUGUGGAUAAAGGUAUUAGCAUUUUGUUGUUCCUAUUCCAGGCACCUUGGACCUCUAGCCCCAUACCCUGGCUUAGAAGGUUCUUGAUUACAAUUGCAGCCUCCUGUCAUGUCCUGAAUUACAUAGGAAAACAUUUGACACUCAAAAUCUGCUCUAGACUGAAAUUAAAGCAAAACAUGUCAGCUUGUUUUUUUUUCCAAGUGUCCUAUGUCUCUUUUGCAUGUAGAUAUGCACCUUUAUAUAUGUGGGGGCCUCUUAAGUCUUCUUCAUCAAUAAUUGCAAACAAAAAUCACCUCUAGGUACACCUGCAUUCACAGGUACUCACACUGCUCUGAGCACAAACCCAUUUUUGCUUGGAUUUUUGUAACGCCUGAUCUCCAGAUACCUCAUGCAACUACACAGCAGACAUGCAUGCACAAGUACAAUGACGACUAGAAAUGUCAUGCCAAUGUCAGUUCAGUCCUGUUAGCACCACUGAUGUCCAAAGACUGGCACAGUUACCUAAACUCAUUCAGAACAGUUCUUACUAACCAUACUACAGAUCAAUUUACAAAAACUGCUCAGCUUCUUUUCCCCAGAAACUGGAAUACAACAUCACGUGAGUAUCUUCAGUCUAAAUACAAAAGUAAUCUAAUAAAAAUUCUCUAUCCUGACAGUCUUAACAUUGAGCUCUUAGCAAGCAUAUACAAGGAGGGAACCUUAUAAUUGUUGUAGAUUAUUUUUAAAAGUGUAAAAUAAUGCCAAAUCUCAGUAAUAAAUUUUAUCUUGCAACUCUAGAA